Penicillium oxalicum is the source of this 996-nucleotide messenger RNA. RefSeq lists its product as uncharacterized. The record is from RefSeq and is a predicted model, not a curated record. Bases 1 to 996 code for a protein of 331 amino acids. Lineage: Eukaryota; Fungi; Ascomycota; Eurotiomycetes; Eurotiales; Aspergillaceae. The transcript is spliced from 3 exons.
AUGUCGGCACAUCAGCGAUCAUCACCUAAAAGUGCUCGGGUGCACUCAGCAUCCGAUGCGACAACUGACCCAAAGCAGGCAUUGGAGAAGGUCGUGCCCAAGUCUGGUGUGCGUCGCAUUCCCUCGCCAGCUCGCUUCUCUCUGGUUGUUCUCGGAAGCCUUGUUCUGAGCUCAACACUUUUUACCUUGACCGCUGGCUUCACACAAGGCGACCUCGGACUGGUUAGCAAGCACCUGGAAGAAUGGUGGGAAGUGGGGGUUCUGAUCGCGUGGAGGGGUGUGGAGGUCGCUGUCGCGUGGCUCAUUGGAUUUGACAGCUGGGAUGUGGCCUCGUUCCUUUUCCUCACCCAUCUGCCCACCAACAGUUUGCUCUCGGCCUUCUACCAUGUGCGGCCCACCUCGGUAUUUCUGUCCUACACGAUCACCAUUAUUUCUACGGUGAUCCCGUUUGCGCUCCUUCGUCGGUCGGCGUCUGAUCGUCCCACUACAGUCUACACCACUCUCGCAGCCACCGCGAUUUACAGCGUUUUCCUCUAUGCCAGUUAUGCCUCCUGGCUUCCUGCCCAACUUGUUGUUCACUUUGAGGGCCUGCCCGACAUCAGCACUGCGCACGCCGGUCCCGCCGGGCUGCCAGUUUUGUUCCUGACUCUUAUUCCUGCUGGAAUCGCUGCGCGUGACUUUUUGUUCGUGAGUUCUACAGGACACUCUGUCCAGAAACUCGAGCAAGCGGAUUCGUCUGCCAUUGAUGACGAGGAGUACUUGGUCAUCUCGCUGUACCGAAAGACAGUGGGCCAGCUCUCAGCGAAGACCAGGAUCCUUUCCUCCCGUACAUUGCUUUUGGCAGUGGGGGUGCUCGUGAACACCGUGGUGCAGGUGGCAGGCACGGUCCGCGGGGUGUCUGUUGAGGGCGCGGCGAUCUGGGGAGCGCUCUGGACCGCGGCUACCAUUGCGGUGGGAGCGACAUUUGGCUGGAUUGAAGCUGUGGAUGGUGUCUGA